Molecule: messenger RNA, 3810 nt
Organism: Closterium sp. Naga37s-1
Lineage: Eukaryota; Viridiplantae; Streptophyta; Zygnematophyceae; Desmidiales; Closteriaceae
Source: the annotation of a GenBank genome assembly
AUGGAGUCCUUUGGGUUACCCACAGCGAGAAACUCCUUAACUCCGCCGCUCCCCGCUUCCACCCCGCACCCCCUUUCCCGUCCCCCGGCGACGCGCUCCCCCGCCCCCUUCUCGCCGGGAGCGGGAUUUCCGCACUCCCCCGGCGCCCAGUCUCCGCCGCCCCUAGCAAUAGCGGUAUUUCCCGCGCACCCGUUCAAGCGCCGCGCGGUCGAGGGGCCUUCGCCGCCCCUUUCCCCCCUCCCCCGGCUCAACGAGAGCCAUCGCUCCCCGCUUUCCUCGCCGGCUUCCGCGGUCCAUGGACUCCGUGCUGCGCCUCUUAGCCCUUGCGCGGGGGAAGCUGAAGGAGCGGGAGGAGGGAUUCGGGAAGGUGGGGGAAGUUGGGGAGGCAGGGGAGGUGCGGGAGCGCAAUCCAGACCGCACGAUGGUUCCGCGAGCGCAGUCGCAGGAUCUUUCGCAUCUCCCGCACCGGACACCAGUGUAGUUUGGCCGCCGAAUGCGCCACGCGGCGCCCAGAUCCGCGGAUCUUCUGCGCCGUCAGGCGCAAGAAAGUCGGAACCUUUGAGUCCUUCUUCAGGCGCGCGGGAGCAGGGGAUGCCGCUUCCGCGUGCGCAAGAUCGGGAGCGGUGGGUGGGCGGAAAGUCCUUAGCUUCCCCGCAACCCCGCGAUGGCCCCGUCAGCACAGUGACGCUUGAGUGGACUCAGAAGCCGCCUUCCCCGCGAUCCCGCGAUGUUCCCCCCCGCGCCGCGACUCUCUCAAGCGCGCUCCUUGCGCGCAUCGACGCGAUCUUCCUGAGCAAACGGAGCAAGGAGCGCGCGGAAGCCAAGGCACAGACGCGGCUGCGAGCAGCGGUGGGCGGCGGGUCGAAGCGGCGCGGGCAGGCUGACUCCGCCGCCGCAGCCGCCGCUGCAGCAGUAGCAACAGCGGGGAAACAGGAAGUUCUUGGCACGUCGGACAAGAGAGGAGGAAAGACCGCGAUUGUGUGGGAAGGGGCGGGUCCAAAGGCGCGGCGGUCACUGUCACUGGACGGCGCGGGGGCAAACCGCGGGGGGAAGGGAGUUACGGCGCUGGGAGGGGGAGGAGACGUGAAGGCGGAACCUGAGGUCUGGGAGAUUGUUUGGGGAGGUUUAACUGUGGAGAGUGGAGGGAGUGGGGGGAGAGGCGGAAGUGGGGGGAGUGGCGGAAGUGGGGGGAGCGGCGGAAGGGGGGGGAGCGGGGGAAGUGGGGGGAGUGGGGGAACAGGAGGAAGUGGGGGAAGUGGAGGGGUGAGUGCUACAGUAUCUGGUGGCAGCAGUGGGAUUGACGGCGAGGUGGCAACGCGCACCGCUCUGCACUCUCCUGCUACCGCUGCUAACGCCUUUGCUGCUGCUGCUGCAUCGCUCACUGCUGGGGCAAGCACCCAAACGGCAACAACAACAGCAGCGGCAGCAGCAGCAGCAGCAGCAAAAACGGCAGACGCACAGGCGAACCGGCAGGCAGUGGGCGACAAUAGAGUUGAGAGUGGCCUUGGAAGCGAGUCUGGCUUUGCCCCUGCGACCGCCAACAGCAACAACAACGGCAGCAACAACGCUAUGGUGCCGGCCCAUGAUGCACAGCAGCAGCAGCAGCAGCAGCAGCAGCAGCAGCAACCCGCGUGGAUGAUGGUGGCCGGCACGCUCACUCGCGCUGCUGUUGUCGUCCCCAUGCCCGCAGCUGCCACUUGCGGAGGAGGUGCAGCAGGCAUAGCAGCAUCAGUCCUGCCAUUGAAACAGCCCUUUCACGACCCCACCCGCGACCCCUCUUCAAACAUCCAUCAACAGCUAACUUCUUCUCCUCUGCCUCCUCCUCCUACUGCUCUCUCCACCGCCACCCCUUCUGCUCCCCCUGCCACUCCCCCUUAUCCUCCCCCUCCCUCUCCCCUUUCUCUUGCCCCCACUGCUGCCCCUCCCGCUAACCCCCCUGCUCCAUCCGCGCGCCACCCCCCCCCUCACCGCUCCGUUCCCCCCCACCACCCUCAUCCCCCGCACCAUCCCCACCACCAUAACCACCCCCGCGUGUGGUACCGGGGGGUGCGGCAGCGGCGGUGGGGGCGGUGGGUGACAGAAAUCCGCGAGCCCACCACGCGCACGCGCAUCUGGCUCGGCUCCUACGAUAACGCCGAGGAAGCCGCCCGCGUGUACGACAUGGCCGCCCGGCUGCUCAAGGGCCGGGCGGCGAGGCUUAACUUUCCCCACAGCGUGCAGCCAGUGGCGGUCCCUCGGGGGAUUGCGGAUGCCCUUAUGCGGGCUAGCCGGGCAGCAGCGGAGGCUGGCGGGGGGGAGGGUGGUGCGGGUGGUGUUGACGAUGGGGAGGGCGGUGCGGGUGGCGGUAUGGAUGAUUUGCAGGGUGGUCGGGAUGGUGUGGACGAUGGGCAUGGUAGGGAUGGGGAUGGGGAUGGUGGUGGUGAUGGGGAUGGUGAUGGGGAUUGGGGCAUCAGUGGUGGGUGCGGUGGUGGUGUGAUGGGGAUGGUGAUGGGGAUGGACGUGGUUGGUGCAGAGGCAGUGGGGGAGGGUGAGGCGGGCGCAGAGGCACAGGAGGUGAAGGCGUGGAGUGGUGAGAAGAUGGAGUGUGGCUCGGAGCAGGUGCAGCAGCAGCAGAGCAUGGUGCUUCAGCAUGCCGGGCAACCACGAGCCGGCCUACAGGAGCAUCACUAUUAUCAUCAACAGCAGCAACAGCAGCAGGAGCAGCAGCAGCAGCAGCAGCAGCAGGCGAGCAGUUUGGCACCUGAGAAUCCACCUGGCAGCCAGGCGCCAUCAUGGGAGGAGACCCUGAGAGACCUGGGCCUGGACCCACCUCUUCCACCUGCGGCCCCUCCCCUUUCCUCCGCCCCCACUGCACCUGCUCAGCCCCUCUCUGCUGCACCCACCACUCUCCACCACUCUUCACCACCAGCACCACCACCUUGUGUAACCCCAUCUCGCUCCUCCAGUACGCCCCCUCUUCCCCUCCUGCGCAUGCCCCUAUCGCUGCUCGCCUCCCCACGUGCCUCCACCCACACCCCUCCUUGUCGGUCAGGCAGCCCCCUGCUACACCUCCCGCCCUCUUUCCCUGCUGCUCGCUCCACCUCCGUGCGUGCUGCGACCACCACAGCUACUACAGCACCAGCACCUGCCACUACGCCCACUCCUCCUGCCAUCUCCCAACCCCUCUCGCCGCUCCCGUGCACCAAUCCCAAUGAUCAGUCGGAUCAGACUGACCAAAACAGCCAGAUGGAGCGGAUGGUCCAGAUCGAACGAGCAGACCGGAUGGAACGGACGGACCAGAUGGAGCGGAUGGAUGUCCCCUUAGAGCCCUUCACGCUGGAGCUUCCCCAAGUGCACUCCCACACGUCCACCGCCACCACUGUCACCAGCGCUACUGGUGGUAACACGGUUACCACUACAGGCACCACCAGCGGCACUGCCACUACCACGGCUUCCGAUUGGUCGGCGAACGUUCUUGUCGACUCCAAUGAUUCCUCCAUGCAGAUCUUCGGGCAGGCAAUGAAUGUGUUCUGCCCGAACCACCAGUCGCCUUCUGAAGUUUCUUGGAAUUCUCCAACCGAACCAUCUGUCCGAACCUCGCUCCACCAAGCCGCUCUCUCUCGUCCGGCAACUGUCCCAGCCAGUCGUCCAGCCGUUCGCGCUGCCGAACCUCCUCCUCUUGUCCUCCCACCCUCGCUAGAUGCCCUGUCAUUGGCCAGCCUCAGUGCCGAACCUUUGUUGUUGCCAACCCUCCAGGAGAGGUUCGGGGGAGGUUUGGAGGACGAGGGGGUGACAGGGGAUGAGGGGUGGUUCUUGUGGCCUGACCUGUAA